AUGGGUGACCUCAUUGACACUUGUCCUCUGCCUGUCUUACACGGCGCCAGCGCUUUUGGGACCAAGCUCUGCUUCUACUCCAUUACGAAGGCAGGAUUGAUCUUGCCCGAGCACAUCCCUUGCUCCUUGCCAUACGUGAUCGAUACCGCACCGGUUGACCUCUGGAACUACGAUAUCCUCACGGACAAAGGUGAGGCUGAAUUGCGUCGCAUUGCUGAGGUCAUCACCACCGAGUGCGCCCAACCUCCACUAGAUUUCUUCUAUGCUGUUCAUAGCGGAGGGGUACUAGGACGUGAAUCCUGA
Messenger RNA from Laccaria bicolor S238N-H82, 303 nucleotides. RefSeq lists its product as uncharacterized. The transcript has 3 exons. Bases 1 to 303 code for a protein of 100 amino acids. The record is from RefSeq and is a predicted model, not a curated record. Lineage: Eukaryota; Fungi; Basidiomycota; Agaricomycetes; Agaricales; Hydnangiaceae.